Hipposideros armiger (great roundleaf bat) is the source of this 2314-nucleotide messenger RNA. It is a transcript of the gene ACBD4, whose product is annotated as acyl-CoA binding domain containing 4. Gene Ontology annotation, biological process: fatty acid metabolic process. The record is from RefSeq and is a predicted model, not a curated record. Bases 691 to 1674 code for a protein of 327 amino acids. The transcript has 13 exons. Gene Ontology annotation, cellular component: cytoplasm. Lineage: Eukaryota; Metazoa; Chordata; Mammalia; Chiroptera; Hipposideridae. Gene Ontology annotation, molecular function: fatty-acyl-CoA binding.
UUAACCCUCUCCGCGUCCGACCAGUUCCCGAAACCUCAAGUGGCAGACGUCUGGGAGCUGACUGGUCUGGGUUGCGCUAAGUCUAGAGACGCCGGAAGAACUGGGUUCUGGGGUUCGAGGCUUGGACGGGUUGGCACCCUAGCCGGGCGCUUGAUCAUCCUGGGACGGCCGCUGCACGCUGCGUAGAGGUCCCUGACAUCAACCCGUGGAUAAGCGUCGAGUGCGGGUUCUGGCGACAGUGUCAUGUGUACACUAACUAUAUAUGAAAACCACCUGCGUAUUUGUGCGUGAGGUGUUAGAUGGACAGGAAUGACCUUCCUCAUUCUUCUCCUGGCUUACUCUUAAGCCUUCCAAAACUCAGCUCCGAUGCUCCUCCUCCAGAACUCCUGAUCACAGACAUGAUUCCCUUUUUUAUCUACAGCGACUGGUUUCCCCCCCUCGCUUUGCGUCCCCAUCCCGGCUAGGCUGGGCCGGGAGGUCGGUAGGAAGCCUCCGGCUAGUGGCGAGACCCCGGUGUCCGGGCAGUGGGCUCUGCGGGGAGUUGGAGAUGUGCAACUAGAGGGACACUGCGACCCCUUGCCACCUGCCUCGCCACCCACCCACUGAAGUCCUAUCCACCCGCCACGGCCGCACCCACGCUACCUUGGGAGUCGCUCUAAAGUAGAGCCCCAGGGCUCAGAACAGCUGGGUAUGGGUACCAAGAAUGAAAGCCCUGAACCGGACUGCCAGGAACAGUUCCAGGCCGCAGUCAGAGUCAUUCAGAACCUGCCUAAGAACAGUGAGGGCUAUUACCGCCCCUCCUACGAAGAGAUGCUGCGAUUCUACAGCUACUACAAGCAGGCUACCAUGGGGCCCUGCCUGGUCCCCCGGCCUGGUUUCUGGGACCCCAUUGGACGAUAUAAAUGGGAUGCCUGGAACAGCCUGGGCAAGAUGAGCAGGGAGGAGGCCAUGUCCGCCUACAUCUCUGAGAUGAAGGUGGUGGCACAGAAGGUGAUUGAUACAGUGCCCCUGGGUGAGGUGGCAGACGACAUGUUUGAUUACUUUGAGCCCCUGUACCGGCUGAUCCCUGACAUGCCAAGGCCCCCGGAAACCCUCAUGAAAAGGGUCACAGAUUUAAAAGAGCAGGGCCUGAAUGGAGAUGCUGAGGCUAUCCCAGAGCCUCCCUGCCUCGCCAAGGAACCAGCACUCCCAAGUCCAGAGUCCCAGUCACCCAGAGACCUGGACUCUGAGAUUUUCUGUGAUUCCCUGGAGCAGCUGGAGCCUGAGCUGGUUUGGGGAGAGCAGAGGGGCACCCCUGGAGGAGAGCUGGGCACCCCUGGAGGAGAGCCGGGCACCCCUGGAGGAGAGCCGGGCACCCCUGGAGGAGGGUCUGACACCAGAAACAGUCCCUUGCCCCCCACAGGGAAAGAGGGGUUGAAGGGCAGCCCGCUGGGGCCCCAGGAAUUGGACACGUGGCUGGUGGGGACAGUUCGCGCACUUCAGGAAAGCAUGCAGGAUGUCCAGGGGAGACUGCAAAGCCUGGAGAGCAUGCCUGGUCCCCCCAUGCAGCAGAGGCCCCCAGCCAGUUCUCGGCCUUGGCCCUUCAGGCUGUCGGGUCCCACGCUGCUCUUCUUCCUCCUGUGGCCCUUCAUUGUCCAGUGGCUCUUCAAACAGUUUCGGACCCAGAAGAGGUGACUCUCAAUGAAGGAGUCUCUGCAGCCAACGGAGGAGGCUAUGAGCCCCCCCACCCCCACCCCCUCCUGUCCUGCUGUGCCCUGAGCCUUCCUAGGGUUUAGGAGAACAGCAUCAAUCCCCCACCCAUCACCACUAUUUAGUGUUUGCCUUGGCACCCUUUUCCUAUUGGGGGGCAAGAUAAGACCCCACUCUUCCUUGCAGCUUCACAAGGACGCUUCUCCCCUCCCCCCUCCCCCCUCCCCCAAACACCCAGGCUUCCUUGGGAGGCUGCACUUGUGGUGCAAGUCCCCGGUUCAGGGUUGGCCGGUGACUCGGAGGCGGGGCUGCCGGGUCUCAGCCUCUGCCCUCCCUACCCGGUGGGUCACCUGACUCUUCUCCUACCCCAGCCUCUCCCUUUGGAGGCUCAGUUCUUGGGCAAGUUGGGACUUGGGCCGGGACCUGGGAUUGGUUGGCUGGGAGGCUGCGGGAGGGAGGCCAGGAGGCCCGGCCGAGUUGGGGGAAGGCGGAGAGAGCAGGCCCCGGGGGAGGGGCGUGAGCUCCGUUUGCUGGCCUUCCUCUCGCCACACACACUCAGGACGUCUUCACUGAAGAUUCACUUACAAAUGAAUGUUUCACUAAAUAAAAUAAAACCUUAGUCUUC